This is a messenger RNA of Pelmatolapia mariae (spotted tilapia), 3143 nucleotides long. RefSeq names its product GRB2 associated, regulator of MAPK1-like (gene garem2). The coding region runs from base 160 to 2331 and encodes 723 amino acids. Lineage: Eukaryota; Metazoa; Chordata; Actinopteri; Cichliformes; Cichlidae. The transcript is spliced from 7 exons. The record is from RefSeq and is a predicted model, not a curated record.
CCCUCUCUCCUACAUUCAAACAUGGCGAAACUCUUUGCCAUUAUACCACCACCAUCACCCUCACCUUUCUCCAGUCCAUCGCUGUCAUUACCACCAACGCCAUCACCAUCUUCGCCACUAUCAUCACCGUUAUCUCCGGUAGCGUGAUGACCCGCGAGGAUGGAGAAGUUGUCGGCGAGCCUGUCGGAGAUCACUUGGAGCCCGUUGGCGCUGCCGCUGGACGCGGUGGUCAGCAAGUUCCGUCUGCCCACUCUGGUCCGCCUAGCCCACGGUGAAUGUGUGGAGGGUCUGUCAGAGGACGAUGUGGUGCUCUUACACUCCUGCCGUCAGUGGACCACAGUGACGGCCCACAGCUUAGAGGAGGGUCACUAUGUAAUUGGUCCCAAAAUUGACAUCCCUCUGCAGUAUCAGGGGAAAUUCAAGUUGCUGGAUGAAGACCGGGACGUCAGGGAUCCAGUCCAGUAUUUCUCCAGUGUGGAGGAGGUUGCUGGUGCCUUUCCAGACCGAGUUUUUGUCAUGGAGACGAUCACUUUCAGUGUCAAAGUUGUUUCAGGGGAAUUUAGUGAAGACAGUGAGCCCUACAGUUUCACUCUGCAGGCUGGAGAUGAGCUGUCGCUCAUGGGGAAAGCAGAGCUUCUCUGUGCCACUCCCUCAAAGGAAAAGACGGGACUGAGCGCGCUCCUUAGACGACUAGGAAAGACUCCCAGAAGUAAAACGCCCUGCCUGGUCUGCAUGAACCAUCGCACCAAUCAAAGUGUCAGUUUGCCCUUUGGCUGUCGUGGACGCUUCUGCACACGCUCUCCACUGGAGCAAGGCAUGCUGGGGGGGGAGCACACGGUGCGCAGCAUCAUCGAGAGAGUCCGCCUCCCCGUCAAUGUGUCUGUGCCGUCGAGGCCACCACGAAACCCCUACGACCGUCACGCAGUACGAGAGGGCCACCGCUACAAGCUGCUCAACAUAGUCAGCAAGACGGUGGUGCUCUGCAUGGUUCUCCGCCAUCAGGAAGUCUCCCCCUCCCACUUUUUGUUGCUGCGUUGCAUGCCCCGGUUUAAUGUGGCCGAGGCCUCCGUGCACAAAGCGGCAUUGGAGAGCCUUCUUCUGCGACAUGCGUUUGACCCAGAUGCCUACUCUCGUGCUGUUAGAGAAACUCGGCCAGAAUUGGAGUGCAUGACUGAGGAGUGUGUGAGCCCACGGCGCUCUCGCGUGUGUGUGUCGAGCCAGGACUCAUUGGCACCGGCACUGCAGCGUCUCUCAAUGUGCGGGUAUGUUGGUGGAGUCUCAGACAGCGUAUCUCAGCGCUGCAGGGACUCCCUUGGAGAGCGGCUAGGGGAGGGGCCAGGUGAGGAGAGGGAGUAUGUGACUCCUGAGUGGACUGAGGGUGAAAUGAGGACCACUGAGGAAAUCCCUUAUGAGGAACUCUGGACCAAUCAAAAUGCAGAGGGCUUAGGAAAGGAGCCAAACCUCAUAUCCUUCCAUUCAUCUUCCUCACUGGACGGUUCUCUUGGUACCGUCGUGACAAGAGUGUCUACCCCGCCACCUGUACCUCCAAAAUCUGAUGCUGUGAGAGAGGAGUGUCGCUAUUUGAUCGCCCCUCCAGUUCCCCCUCGUUGCUCCAAAGGAGGCUCCAUCUCCAGUCCAGCUCCCAGCCCUCCUGUUCCACCUCGCUUCCCCAAAACUUCCACCUCCCCGAGACCAAACAUCUCCUUUUACUCCUCUGGACUACAGGACAGUUGCUCCCCCUCCCCCGAUGCCUCCCUCUACUGUUACCCAUGCUCUUGGGGUGACUGCUCUGCCCCUAAUCCUACUAGUCCUGAGCCUGUCUCUGGCAUCCCUACAGACAACACAGCCAAUCCUCAGCCUGCACAAGCCACCUGGGCAGAGCCAUGGGUGGAUUCCUUCACUUCCUCUGGACUUCGACUCAGGCCGCCACCCCCACAGAGUCGAUUUGCUCCCUUUGGGGCGUUGAACCCCUUCAACCGCCAGUCCCCUUGCCCCUCGCCUGAGCCUGCUCCCAAUUCCACAACAGAUUCUUCCAGAGGCGCAGAGGGUGGUGGGACAUCAACAGGAGUCACUGAGGGGUUGUCCCCGCUCCCUGACCCUACCUGGCGACCUCCCGCUGACCUGUCUGCUCUGUCAUUGGAGGAAGUCUCAGCUUGCCUGCGGUUUAUUGGCCUAUCAGAGGCAGCGGUGUCCGUGUUCCAAAGGGAGCGAAUCGAUGGCAGCCUGCUGGUGCAGCUGACUGAAGAUAUCUUGUCACAUGACUUCCACCUGAGCCGACUCCAUGUGACCAAGAUCACGCAAUUCAUACAGGGCUGGAGGCCCAAAAUCUAAUAUACACACUGUCCUGAGAAUGUGCCUGUUGGCUGCUGAGCCUCCAUGAAUGUGCCUUCCACUGUGACCAACUGGCUGCUGAGCCCAAUGAAUGAAACUGAAGGAAACUACGCCACACUGUGGUCAAACUGUAGAAUUGACACUUGACUGGCUCUAAUGCUUAAAGUCAGACUGACAUGUUUCCUGUCUCAAUCACAGUCUGGCACUAGUUUACUAACAAAUGGCUACAACAGAGAGCUCCAGGAUAAAAGUGCCCUCUUUGGAACUUAAAGUCUGAUUUAAACAAUGUGUGGCGUUCACACCGUUCAACUUAGAAUUUGAUAUGCAGGGGAAAUUUCUGUCAUUUUAUCUUAAAUGAAAUUUGACGAAUGAACAGAAUUUCAGCACUUUUUAGACACUUUAUUUAGUCAUCAAUAGGUGUUAAAUUAAUUUCAAGACAAGGUAAUUGUAACAUUUUGACCCUACACAGGUCAUUUAAACAUCCUUCUUGUUUCACUGAGUUUCAGUGGAAUGUAAUUGGCACAGAUAAAAUGGGAGGUUGUUGUAAAUUAAAGCUACCUUCAAAAGAAGAAUGAGGAAAAUAUGAAAAAUAUCAGACCUCUGAGCAGUCAUUGACAAAAUUACUGAGGUUUUGGUACUGAUUUUUUUGGUACAGGUCAGUCUAUGCUUCGGGAGGGAUGAUAUUUUUAUUAACAGUCCCUUUAAAGGUAACAAUGAGUGUUAUAGUAAAACUCAGAAAUGGAGUUGUAAGUGUACCUCGGAUUUCACAUCCACAUAGAUUGAUCAAAGUCCUACAAUAUCAGGAAUUGUCA